ACGCCAAUCCUCACAUCACGCGAUACAAUAGCCAUCAUGCCAGAAACAUCCAUUUCCCCACCGGCCGUCACACGCCCAAGCAAACCCGUUUCGGAAGCUCUUUUGAACGAGAAGUGGGACCACUGCCUUUCCUCGAUGCUCAUACGAUCCUCCGUCGGACUCGGAUUUGGUGUUGUCGCCUCAGUAUUGAUAUUCAAGCGAAGAGCAUGGCCUGCAUUUGUCGGUGUUGGAUUCGGUGCUGGAAGAGCUUACGAGGAGUGCAACACCUCAUUUAGAAGGGUAGGAAAGGACGGUAUUAGAGUACAGAGACCUUGAGUGGAUAAUGGCUCUAUUGGGGGAGUGGGGUGGUCUUGGAGUACAUAGACGUGGAUGGGAAGCUUGAACACUUUGGAGUGUGUAUGAUUAUAUGAAGUGAAGACAGUGCUUCAAAUAAUUCUGGGCUGGCUCACUUCUCUGAAAUGUAGCACAAAUGUUCAAUUGGCUUGUGAAAUUGGUCUCGCGUGAUUAUAGUUGUUUAUCCAAAGCA
Messenger RNA from Botrytis cinerea B05.10, 526 nucleotides. RefSeq lists its product as hypothetical. Lineage: Eukaryota; Fungi; Ascomycota; Leotiomycetes; Helotiales; Sclerotiniaceae. Gene Ontology annotation, cellular component: mitochondrion; mitochondrial inner membrane; MICOS complex. The record is from RefSeq and is a predicted model, not a curated record. The coding region runs from base 37 to 315 and encodes 92 amino acids. The transcript has 3 exons.